AGAAUCCAUUACUUUAGAGUUUAUAUUUAUUAUUAAGGAUUCCUUAAAAAUUAAUGGCGUAUUUUUUAUUAAAGUUGUCUUCUGUGUAUUAUAUCUGUAGACCGUUUUUGAGAAAUGUUUAUUGAGUCUCAUAUUCAUAACACAAAGUUGCAAUUAAGUUUGAAUUCAACAUUAUUAUUUAAGAUUUAUGCACAUAAAAUAUUUCUAUCUCAUCAUAUGUAUCAAUUUUCCGUCGCUUCUUUGUUUCAAUAUAUUUCCAGGGCGCAAAAAUGUGUAUCUGGUGCCUAGAAACGCUAAAGAAAAUGAAAUUAAAAAUAGGAAGUUGAAGUCUAGUUUUGUUGACGCAGAAUAUGCCAGUAAAAAUACAAAUGGAUCGUUUAUAAUAACAACCCCUCUUUUUUAUAUAAACGGCGAUCCGCAUUUGGGUCACUCAUACACCGUAGUUUUUGCUGAUGUCAUCAAGAGAUUCUUGGAACUUAAAGGGAACGAUGUAAAGCUACUGGUAGGAACGGAUGAGCAUGGCUCAAAAAUAGAAAGAAGGUCCAAACUAUUUAAUCAGGAUCCUGCAGAUUAUGUUUCGGAAUAUAGGAGUAAAUUCCUGAAUAUGUUCAACGCCUAUGACAUUUCUUCUGAUAUUUCAAUACACACUGAUGAAGAAAAAAACAAACUCUUUGUCAGACAGAUAUUCAAGAUAUUGCUAAAAAGAGGAUUCAUAUAUCGAGGGAUUCACAAAGGUUAUUUUUCGCCUAAAGAGGACUUAUACUUUCCACAAUCACAAGUUUCCGAUGGAAAAUCACCUCAAGGAUUUGAUGUAAUCCCAGUGAACGAACCAGCAUAUUUUUUUAAGUUGAGUUCUUGGAGAAAGAAACUUACCGAAUUUUUCAUUGAACAUAAAACGUCGGUUGUUCCAGAAACGCGAUAUAGUGAAAUUAUGAAAAUUCUGGAAUCAGAACUUCCAGAUGUUGCAAUCACCCGAAGAAAUUAUACUUGGGGUGUAAAAAUACCUUGCGUAUGCGAUAUUACCCCUCCUGUUGAUUGUGCUAUUCAUGGUUCAUCGAAUUAUGGUAUAACUGAGACUUUCUAUGUAUGGUUUGAUGCAUUUUUAGGUUAUUUAUCAGGUAUUUUGUCACUUUCAGAUGAAAAUAUUGAUCAAAUUUUAAAUGACAUGACAAACAAAAUCACUAACGAAAUACACAGAAAGAGCGUCUUAAUUCAAGUAAUCGGAAAGGAUAUCCUUACUUUUCAUUCGUUUUUAUGGCCAGCUAUACUGUUUUCAUUGGGAAUCCAGCCGUUUGAUAAGUUUUAUAUCCACGGAUGGAUUUUAUGUAAAGGUGAAAAAAUGUCAAAAUCAUAUGGAUCCGUGACUCCGGCGAUGCCAUUGCAUUCUUCUGACAUUUCUAGAUUUAUGUUGAUGACUUUGGGUCAAUUUGGAAAUGACUUCGAGUUUCAUUCCUCUAAUUUUAGACAGUCUGAAAAUACCGUAAGAAAUACAUUCGCAGCGGCAUGUUAUAGAGUAACUGGUCUCUUGAACAUUAGGUGGAACGGAAAAAUAGAGUUUCCUGGUAAGUAUUAUGGUAAUAUACUAGACACUCUUGGCUCUGAUCAAGAUAUCCUUGAGGGCUAUAUCACCACUGGAAGAGUAGAUAGAUACAUGGAACACCUAGAAACUAUGGCCAUCAAGAUCAAUAAAUUCCUGACACUAAAUAAAGUAUGGAAACUACGACCUGAAGAGCAAAAUUUUAAAGAUAUAAUAUGGACUGCAUGUAGCUCACUAUUAUGUCUAGCUGUGCAUACACUACCGAUAAUGCCAAAACUAGCAAGAACGAUCAUAUCCAGAUUAAAUCCUGAGUUGAACGAUACUCCCAUAGACCAAAAUAAAUUAAGAUUUGCUGUCUUAGAUUCACUAGAAAGGAUUAACUAUUCCCCUGUACAUGGGGAACCGCUAAUUUGA
Theileria equi strain WA is the source of this 1951-nucleotide messenger RNA. Its product is annotated as methionine-tRNA synthetase, putative. Lineage: Eukaryota; Apicomplexa; Aconoidasida; Piroplasmida; Theileriidae. The record is from RefSeq and is a predicted model, not a curated record. Gene Ontology annotation, molecular function: ATP binding; methionine-tRNA ligase activity. The coding region runs from base 188 to 1951 and encodes 587 amino acids. Gene Ontology annotation, biological process: methionyl-tRNA aminoacylation. The transcript has a single exon.